AUGAUGAAGCCCAUGCCAAUGCCCAUGAGACCCCGACUGCCUCCGAGCAGCAGCAUGCUCAGUCUGGCCUCCAAAGCUAACCCUGUCAUCUCCAAGGAACUAGCCGAUGUCGCCUGUGAUUCCCAGUGCAGCCAUACUCAUCACCACGAGGACAAGGACCACAACCAGAAGAAACGACCUCAUGAUCAGGAACCUGAACCUACUAGUGCCGGUACUACUACUAGUACGAGUAGUAGUACAUGUACCGGUAGUACCGGUACUCCUCCUGUCAGCUUCAGUGGCCUGAACAAGGCAGAGGAGACAAUGUCAUGCAGUGGCAGUACGAGUAUGAGCGAAGUGAAGAAAGUACAGACACAUCAUGUAGAUCCCCUGAUCCCGUGUACCUCCACUCACCUGUUGUCCUAUAGCCUAGAAGAGCACACUCCGAUACCCCUUAUGGAACAACCACAACCGCAGUGGCACGGGGCAUCCUUUUCCAGUUUGGAUUUCCUAGAGUUUGACGACGAUCAGCCGGAAUUGAUGGAUCUUCAGGAAAGUUUUACCACCAUAUGCAGCCAGGUCGAUCCCUCCCUGCUCAUCACCACGCAAGAGCAAGGAGUGGCCAAGUCACUGCAAGGCACAACUACUAGUAUGCAUGAUAUGAUGAUGAGCACUUCUGAGCAUGAGACUAGCAUUACCAGUGCCAGCGGUAACACAAUGUUGCAUCAGACCUGCCUGCUCUUUCCUCAAAGUGCUCCCGUCGUCCGAACAGCUCUCUUGGAGUGUCCCCCAGCCGCACUCAUUCCGAGCCAAGUGCCACUCAAUGGGUACACCUUCCCCUUGCACAUUGCCAUUUCCCACGCCGCAAACCUUCCCGUCGUACAAAUGUUGGCACAGGCGGGACCUUGUAUUCUCCUGCAACAGGACGGUCCACUCGGUUUGACGCCCUUGGCAGUGGCACUGCACUGGAUAUUGCAAAACAAGACAUCCGCAUCCACUAGAAUGAUGAGAAACGUCAUGGAUGUUCUACGAUUCCUCCUAAGUGCACAACCCAAAGCCGCCGGAAUCCCCUGUGGGCCCCCUCAAGACUUGCCCCUGCACAUGGCCUGUCGCUAUCAUCCGGCUACGCCCUUGCAACUCGAAAUUGUCGAAGCCCUCAUUCCGGCCAAUACCGGAGCACUCGUGCUCGUCAAUCGACAAGGUCUCACGCCCAUGGACUUGUUGUUGCAACAACAGCAACGCGAUGCUCAAGACAACGAAUACCACUUUCGGGUACUCUCCUGUCUCAAGUUUGCCGCCAACAUGACGCGUCCUUCGCUCCCGACGCUCUGUAGCAGUGCUCCGGCCAAGAGACACAAAAUGUCCUUGUGUUGA
Seminavis robusta is the source of this 1353-nucleotide messenger RNA. Lineage: Eukaryota; Bacillariophyta; Bacillariophyceae; Naviculales; Naviculaceae. The record is from the annotation of a GenBank genome assembly.